Oreochromis aureus is the source of this 9347-nucleotide messenger RNA. RefSeq names its product lysine (K)-specific demethylase 6B, a (gene kdm6ba). Gene Ontology annotation, molecular function: histone H3K27me2/H3K27me3 demethylase activity; RNA polymerase II cis-regulatory region sequence-specific DNA binding; chromatin DNA binding. Lineage: Eukaryota; Metazoa; Chordata; Actinopteri; Cichliformes; Cichlidae. Gene Ontology annotation, biological process: regulation of gene expression; heart development. Gene Ontology annotation, cellular component: MLL3/4 complex. Bases 1159 to 7737 code for a protein of 2192 amino acids. The record is from RefSeq and is a predicted model, not a curated record. The transcript is spliced from 27 exons.
GAGGAGGAAGGGAAAGAGCCUUUCAGCGGGGACAGAAGGGAAAGAGUCUCCGUUUCAAUGGAAUAAAAACUGCGCAAUUUCUUUACGCACUCCCUGCUCGGAUCACUCGCACCGUUGCUGUCCAUGAGACGGAUAUCAGCAGCGCUUUCUGGAUGAUUGUUGGCGUGGGGGAGUCCGUUCCCCAUUGCAACCCCCCCGCUGUCUUUCAGGCUUUUUUUUAAGGCUUCACCAGCUUGCGAUUUUUUCUUAACCCGACGGUGUUCAGAUGAAGGAAAAAGAAACGCGAUAUGACUGUGCAGAUGCAACAUCACUGACGAGUGUGUUCGUCAUGCCUUGCCCAUGGGCGAACGCAUCCACAUUUUCUGUGCUGGAGGGGGGCGGGGAGGGGGGUCUGCGAUCUCCGUGCGCAGUGCUUCCCCGUGUCAUAAUUUGCGCCUAAACGCGUUAUUACGGACGUUGAAUGGAAAGGCUUAGUAUUUUUAUUUUUCGUCAGUGGGGGAGAUGAGAGGGCUUUUAGAGGUCUGCGUCAUCCCGUGGCCGUGGAAGGAGAUGGGCUACUUUGCAGAUUUUCCACUGUUUUCACAGCCAGAGUCAGCGCGGCACCUCCCCAGCACGUUUUGGAUCACACACAGAAGGGACAAAGUGAGGAGCAUGGCUAAGCCUUGUCACGGCAUGUUUAAAGAGCCGCCGGCGCCCGACUGAGGCCAUGAGUUUGGCUGGCUACACUGCAGGCAAGAAUGGGCAAGUGCAUCAGCCCCACAGCAUGGAAAUGGGAGGGAGUCUGCGCCUGGCCCCUGCAAGUGUCCACCUGCUCAGGUACAGGCAUUUGGCCACCCACUUAGUCCAUACGCAUCCAGAGUGUUCUCAACAGUGGCAGGAGCUGAGAGGUGUCAUGGUGUCCGGUGGAUGCUAAAAAAGAGGGACUACAUCACCUCUGACCUCAAGGAUUGAGGAGACCCCGGAAGAAAUGAUUGGCAGCUGAAGCUGAGACUUAACACAACUGUGAAUCAAUAACUCGGUGCUACUCUAAAGGCAGUUGACUUUUAGGCUCCUGGUGCUGAAGAUAGAGGUGUCAGACCUCCACAUAUUCUCAGUGUUGGAGUGAGGCCCUCUCUGAGCUGCAGUGGAGGGCUUCACAGAUACAGCUAGUCUGGCUGGAUGCAUCACCCAGUAGAGCAGUUUGGCGGGCGAGGCACACGGGAUUCCUUCCCUCUGGACGAACUCAACCGGGGGCCAUGGCCUCCCGUGGGCGGCCGCGCCUGGCAGCCACCUGCCAGGUGUUCACCUACAAUGAACCAACACCAGCUACUUCCCCAUCUACCUCCUGGACCUAUGGGUGGAUUAAACCAUCACAGCAAAUAUUUCAGUAAUGGGCCGAUGCGAGGAAGCGAGAAGCUCGAUCUCCCACAGCCAAUGUUACCACCUCUGCAGAGGGAGCAGCAGAGACCUCCCCACCAUCUUCAUCCUCCACCUCAUCACAGAGCGUGGGAAAUUAGCCAGCUAUAUGAUUCCCACCUUCCUCCUCGAGGACAUCCGGUCAUGCCCCUGCCCAAUGACCUCUCGCUCCGUCUCCAUAAUGGAGGCUACGGGGGCAGCGGCGGACCUCCACCUAACCCCCAUUUCCCCUCCAGGGGGCCAAACCACAUGCUGAAAUUUGGGGGUCCUCAGGAGCCGAAUGUUCCCCGGGGUCCACCUUUGCUGGGAGAUGACAUGUGGGCUCAGGUGCACCAGCAGAGGCCAUACCCAGGAAAGAUGCAAGGAGGUCAGCUGAAGCGACCAGGCCCUCCGCUGGGUGAACACUCUGUUAUCCAACACACGCCUUCACCAUCGCUGCACACGCCCUCACAGUCUACAGCAGAGGAGUGUCCCAGCCCCAGCAAAAGGAAAAAGAGUUCAGAUCAGGUAUCUCACCCUGGGCUACAACGUUUCUCUGGUGCUGGCCAAUCUUUGCCACAGCAGCAGUCGUCUGCUCAGCACCACCCUCCAAAGCCCGCCUUCUGGAACCCCAUUCACAAGGACAGCAGUGUUCCCUGGCAGCCACAAACCUCAGAGCGCAAGAACCCACAAUCACAUGAGUUCCAGGAAAACAACAAACAAGGUAUGGGCAGCUACACCCAGAGGUCCUCUCCUGCAUCUUUGGCCCCUUCCAACCUCGCUCCUUUACCCAACUCCCCUCCGGGAAGCUACAACCAGGGAUGUGCUCCUAAGAUUCAGAAAGACAAGUUACAACCUCAGGCUGUAAACCAUCGGUCCCCUCACUCCUCCUACCCCAGUCCUGGCUCCAAACCGGAGAGUGCUCCGCCAUGCCAAGCUAAAGAGACUCGUGGUCCUCAGAUGCAGAGAGGCCCUCUCAUUGGGGGCCAAGGUGGCAGCCAAGCUACCUCUCACACAGCAUCAACUCCAACCAGGGGAGACAGAGAUCAUCACCGACAUGCCCAGUCAUCACCAGCAAACGUUUCUGCGACCGGCAGCAACAACAGCAGCAGCUGUGUGCCUUACAGCCACUUCCAGCCUCAUCCAGGGCUGGUCCACCAGGGUCCUCCUCCUCCACCGCCUCAAGCCAGCAGCACCUCAGUACCUCAGCAACAGCAAAGCGGUCCACAUGAGGCCUGGAGAUAUCAGAGCACGCCCAGCAAUCACUCCCUGGAGUCGGGCAGCUACAGGCCUCCAGGGCUGCUACCUCAGUGCCAGCAGAGCCACAAUCAGGUCGUGGAUAGUCGGCAUCCAGGUUCCUCCCGGCAUCAACAUCACGUCAGCCCUCCCCUGCCACCUACUCGAACACCUGUCAUCACAACCAACCCUCCUAUGUCCCAGACCCCCUGCUCUGUCAGCCGCCAUAGCAACGGCAGCGGCUCUAAUAGAGUUGCUAUGGCUGCUUCCUCCGCAGUGGCCACAUCUCCCCCUGCUGGCUGCUCUGUGAACAAUGACAGUACUAGUAACCGUUGGCAAGGAGGAAGGGAACCAGCCCCACAAACCCCUACCAGUGCCGUCAUUAACUCCAAAUCUCACAGGGAUGCUCUGCAGCAGCCAGGCAAUCAUCGAGGCCCAGCUCCCACCGCAAAUCAGUCUCACCAACACGGAGCUACCAAGUCCCAGCAUAUGAAGGGGAAAAUGGCGUACUAUGCUCAGGCUCAACUGGAAAAACCUCCAUUUUCCUCCUCAUCUUCUCUGUUCUCCUCAGGGCAAAACAGGGCAGGGGACAGUGUGAUUACAAGCACAGUUUCAAGUCCGCUUUCCAACUCUCCAACUUACUGCCCGGUUUCUCACUCCACCGUCAGCUCUGCUCCUCAACCAUCCAGCCCAGCCCUCCCCUCCAAACAGAUGUUCUCUCAUCCGCAAACUCCAACCUCUGUCCCUCAAUCCAUCGAAGAGGCUCUCGACAAACUCGAUGCUGAGCUAGAGGGACACAUGCAGGCUGAGGAAAGGAGGAAGCUAGAGAGAGAGGAGCAAGAAAGAAAAAGAAGAGAAAAAGAGAGAGAAAAGAGGGAAUGGGAAAUGAGACAAAAACAGGAGGAGGAGAGGAAGAGGAUAGAGCUGGAAAAGAAGGAAGAGGAGAGGAAAAGAGAGCUGGAGAAGCAGGAGGAGGAGAACAGGAGAAGAGAACAAGAGAGGCAGGAGCAGGAGAGAAGGAAAGAAGAGGAGAGACGGAGAAUAGAAGUGGAGCGACUGGAGAAAGAGAGGAAGAGGAGAGAGUGGGAGAAGCAAGAAGAGGAAAGGAAAAGGAGAGAAUGGGAGAAGGAAAGGAAGAGGAGAGAGUGGGAGAAGCAAGAAGAGGAAAGGAAAAGGAGGGAGUGGGAGAAGCAGCAGGAGGAGGAGAAAAGGAGGAGGGAAGCAGAAAGGCACGAGCAGGAGAGAAAGAAAAGAGAGCUGGAAUGGGAGGAGGAAGAAAAGAAAAAACAAAAAGAGCUAGAGAGAAAAGAGGAAGAGAAAAAAAGGAUGGAGAGAAACAGAGACGACAAACUGUGCAGCGCAAAAGGAAAAGAACAGGCUGCUAUCGAAAAUCUAGAAAGGCUACUCUGUGAAAACACCUCCCCGGUGCCCCCACCUCCUCCCCUCUCUUCUGUCACUGCAUCUCCUUCAGGUCCAUCUCCACCCAGUGCUCAGGCUUCUCCUCCAUACCCCUGGCUAAGCCGUGGUGGUGUACUCCCCUGCCAAUCAGGCCAGACACCCGCCGCUGCCGUUGUUGCCGCUCAUGUCGAAAGGCUGCGGCCGCCUCCGCUUACACCUCAGACAGACUAUGCCAGAGAAAAGCAAAGGCAGAGGGAGAUGUGGAGUAACAAUGGCGGAUUGACAUUCAGUCCUUCUUCAACAAACAAUACCUCAGGGAUGAACCAGCCGGUAUACCCCAACAAGCCCCCGGCGAUGCAAGCUGCACCCAGCCAAUCCAAAGACCCAACCAGGGAGAGAGACAGCAGCCAACACUCUCUCCCCACGGUGGCACUAAGAGAGCCCCCGAAGCUGUAUCACGCCUUUUCUAGAGAAAACCUCCCACCUCUGUCCUCCACCUCCACCGGGGGAAUCCUCAACAAGCAGAUGACCAGAGGCGGUUUGGAAGUUGCCGACUCUGACAGCGCUCAGUUUGAGGAGGAGUCCUCAGAGUCCACGCUGCUUCCCGAUGGUCUGGCUAACAUUAUGGCCAUGCUGGAUGAAUCCAUCAAAAAGGAAGAGGAGAUGUAUAACAGUGAAAAGAAUGGGCCCGCAGGUCUCAUUGACACCUUUUCUCCCAGUGCUGAGCCCAGCAAGAACUAUCUUUGCGCCCCAGACUUGGUUCCAGCGACCAAACAUCAGCCCAGUCACGAAGACCGAUCCAACGCCAGUCCUCCUGUGCUCAGCCGCCAAGGCUCUCUGGCAUCACCUUGCAGCCGAACAUCUUCUCUCAAUGAGGACGAUGAGGACUAUCUUAAACCUUCUCCAAAUAAUCCCAAACGGCACGUGGACAUGCCAAUGGGAAUAGGGAACACCAAUUACCGUCACAGUGACUUGGCUAAACUUUACGGUCUCCCUGAACAGAUUAAAAGUGACCCUGAUGAGGACGAAGAUGAAGAGGAUUCCGAGGCCCCAUCUUGUUCUCCGCCACCCCAAAGACCCCACCUUCAUCAGACGGGUGUUAAUAGCAUGUUCAAGUCUCUAGCAACUGUCCUAGAGAGCCAGAAGUAUGCCUACCGUGGCGGGCCUUUUGGGAGACCUCCUCCAUCAGCUCUGGUUGGGGUCAAAUAUUCCUCUUCGCUGUCACUGGGCCCUGAUAUCUGCUGCCAGCAGCAAAGCAGUUCUCCAACAUCAGAUUCAACAAACCCACCAUUCAGCCCUGCUGUCCCACCCAUAAAGUCCUCUCCUCGUUCUCUACUGGAAGAUAAGAAACUGAAAUUAGAGGACUCGGAUGUCUGGACAGAUGAAGGGGACUCAGAGGAAGGCAUCACCUUUAUUAAAAAGAAAAGCAUUCCUACGAUAAAGCCUAUUAGGCCGAUGAAGGAGGAGCAAGAGUUGACAACCAUCUCUGAAUCUUCUUUGGCAGAGUUGGGCAAGAGCUGUGAGGUCAUGCUUAGCCGACAGUCACUCCAUUACAAGAGCUCCUACGAAAAACAUGACAGCCAAGGUCAAAUGGGGAACAGACACAAACCCGAGAAAGUAAGGGAACACCGAGAGAAAGGCAGAAGCCGAGACAGACAGAGGGACAAAGAAAAGAAGAGAAAGCACGGUCAUAGCAGCAGCAGAAAGCACGAAGAUAGAAAGGAAAAGAAAAAGCAUAGAGACAAGAAAGAUUCUUCUUCAUCCACCCAUUCCAGUUCCAGCCACAAGCGGCACAAAGAUGGCAAAAGCCAUAAAGAGAAAGAUCGCAGAAUCCUAAGUGAUCUCAAUCUCCAGAGAAAGGAGGGCUCAGAGAAAACCUUUGGUCUCUAUGAAACUGAAAAAAGGAAAUGCAAGGAAGCAUCCGGUACCAGCUCCACAAGCGAAGGCGAGCGUAGAGAAUGGACCUCAAGUACGGGAGAAAGAUCUUCUGAGCACAAAAAAGGCGAAUCUGGAUCUUCGUUAGGUUCUACAGAUUUAAUGAAAUUGAAGGCGUUGUCGGAUGGGCCACCAAAAGAGCUCAAGAUUCGGCUGAUCAAAGUGGAGAGCGGCGACAGGGAGACGUUCAUUGCCUCAGAGGUGGAGGAAAAAAGGAUUCCGCUGAAGGACAUUAGCAUCAAGAACACUGCAAGUGAGAUUAUCCGAUCCUGCAAGGCAGCCAGACUCAAAGGGAAGUUUAAAGAAUCCUACUUACUGCCAGCCUUCUCUGUGAAACCCAUCAUAAGCAGAGAGGAACCAAUUCCCAGGGAGAAACUCAACCCUCCUACACCCAGCAUCUAUUUGGAAAGCAAGAGGGAUGCCUUCUCCCCUGUCCUCCUGCAGUUCUGUACUGACUCCAAGAAUCCUGUUACUGUCAUCCGAGGACUAGCUGGAUCUUUGCGACUCAACCUUGGGCUCUUUUCAACAAAAUCCCUGGUGGAAGCCAAUGCAGAUCAGAUGGUGGAGGUGAGGACUCAAGUGCAGCAACCUGCCGACGAGAACUGGGACCCUAGUGGCACGGGCCAGACGUGGCCCUGUGAGAGCAGCCGCUCCCACACCACCAUCGCCAAGUACGCCCAGUACCAGGCCUCCAGCUUCCAGGAGUCUCUCCAGGAGGAGAAAGGCAGUGAUGAAGAGGAUGAUGAAGAUGAUGAGAAGAAGCCACCCAACAGUUCUGAGACUCCCAACAAAGACAGCUCUAAAGAAACUUGCAAUGGUGAGCAGAAACCAGUUGGGAAAAUCAUUAAAUUUGGCACCAACAUUGAUCUCUCUGAUCCCAAGAGGUGGAAGCCUCAGCUUCAGGAGCUGCAGAAGCUUCCAGCAUUUAUGCGCGUGUCAUCCAGCGGAAACAUGCUGACCCAUGUCGGACACACCAUCUUAGGCAUGAACAGCGUCCAGCUCUACAUGAAGGUCCCAGGAAGCCGAACACCAGGUCACCAGGAGAACAACAACUUUUGCUCAGUGAACAUCAAUAUUGGCCCCGGAGACUGCGAGUGGUUCUGUGUCCAUGACAACUAUUGGCAGGCCAUCAGUGACUUCUGUGAGAAGCACGGAGUGGACUACCUGACAGGGUCCUGGUGGCCAGUACUGGAGGACCUCUACAACGCCAACAUCCCAGUGUACCGCUUCAUCCAGCGGCCUGGAGACUUGGUGUGGAUUAAUGCUGGUACUGUUCACUGGGUUCAGGCUGUGGGCUGGUGCAACAAUAUUGCCUGGAAUGUUGGACCGUUGAAUGGCUACCAGUAUCAGCUGGCGCUCGAGAGGUUUGAGUGGAACGAAGUGAAGAAGGUGAAGUCCAUUGUCCCCAUGAUUCAUGUGUCCUGGAAUGUGGCCCGCACUCUGAAGACCACUGACCCAGACACCUACAAGAUGAUCAAACACUGCCUGAUGCAGUCCAUGAAGCACAUCCAGAUCCUGCGUGACCAGCUGGUGGGUGAAGGCAAAAAGAUUUCCUAUCAGAGUCGAGUCAAAGACGAGCCUGCCUACUACUGCAACGAGUGCGAUGUGGAGGUGUUCAAUUUGUUGUUUGUGACGAGUGAGAACAACAGCAGGAAGACGUACGUGGUUCACUGCGAGGACUGCGCACGACGCCGCAACCCCAACCUGACCAACGUAGUUGUGCUGGAGCAGUACCGCAUAGAGGAGCUCAUGAACGUAUACGAUUCCUUCACCCUGGCCUCCUCCUCCCGAUGACAGAGCUCCCCACGUACAUCUCCUCAGCCAUAACCAAAACUCCUGCGAGGCAGGACAAAGACAGUUUCACUUUGGUUUUCAACUUACCCAUUCAUUAUUAUUUAGCAUGAUUCUUGCGACUACUGCUACUACUUGCCGAAUAGCCAGUUGACUACGUUUACUCAUUACUUGUUUACAAAGAGAAAAAAAACCAAGCCGCCAAUAAGAUACCAGUUUACUCUCAGAUGGUGCUUUCAACGAGAACCCCUGGACUCUGUGGUGGUUAACGGGGGCAGUUGGUGCUGUCAUUGAACAAACUGUGGAGGGUAGUUGACGGUCUCAGCGGCGUGUUUCUGUCAGUACCGGAAAGAACUCUUCUCUUGUCUUGAAUAUUGAAAUUUGUACAUGCUGUUUUGAAAUUUCUCGUGGGGUGCUGUCUUUUUAAAAAUAAUUUAUUGUUGUUUUGUUUGUUUUUUUUCUAAACUAGAUCCGCCUAGAUAUAUACCACAUUGGCCUUGUAUUUAGAAAAGAGAAAAUGGAAAAAUACUAAUAAUAGAGUUAUGAACAUUUUUCUAAAAGCAUUAAGAAUUUAAAAAUUGUUUGGAAUGCUUCAAAAGAUACGGGUUAUAGCAACUUUGGUUGUUUUUUGUGGGGGGUUGGGGGAGGGGCUCUUGUGUUUUUUUUAAACUUUACUUUUUUCAGAAGUUUGAAUGUGUUGUAAAUUUUGUUUCUAUGAGUUCUAGCUUUUGUUUUCUCUGGAGAUUAAUAUUCAGUUGUCACAGGUCGUCAGGUCUUGUUCAUUUCUUCACUCUGUGUAUGACCUCUCUCUUUAAAAAAAAGAAAAAGUCAUUGUCCUCUGGUGUGUGUUUUGUUUGUUCCAAUAUGCAGACUUCGUAUUUCCUGAACUUUUUUUUUUGGCAUUGUACAUUUAAUUUAAAAUGUUUCCUCUAUUUAUUGGAUAUUGGCGUUCUCCCUUUUCUGAUAGGGUUGUACAAUUUUGCUAUGUUUUAUUCCCUUUGUUUUAUGGUGACUGUUUGCUCUGUAAGAACUAAAACAUGGAGGCUGUGUCCGACGGAGUGAAGGCUACUGUUUCUCUGGUGCUCGCCUCUCGCCUCCUGUCUUUUCUCUCAUGAUAUAUAUUAAAUUAUAUCUUUAUCUUUAAUAUAACACCACCUUUCCUGUAGACAAUAGGCACACUGCUCACGUAGAGAAGAUGACUAAUGGAAUGCUGUGUUUGUACGCUUAUUAAAAAAAAGAACAGAAUGACUUUUUUUCCAAAGUGUUUUGAGAAAUGGUAAUUUUUUUUAAUAUGUAGGGGGCUUUUAGAUGAGAUUUUAAUGAUUUUAUGAUAUCUGUUGAAUAUGCUAACGGGAUAGAUGGUGCUAAAUGUUCUCUCUGAACAAUUUUUCUUUUUUUUGUCUUCUUAAAAUGAGAAUUCUAUUUUUCCUGUUGCAAUAUUAUCUUACACUUUCCUUCUCUUUGUGGUCAUUCAUUUAUAACUGCACUGUUUAGAGAAUCCACACAGACAUACUUGCAGACAUACACACCAAACUGAGCCAGACAUGUCUUAAACACUUGUGAAUUUGUGACAUUACUAUGACUAUUAAUAAACGCUUUUUGAUAAAUUCAGA